AUGGCUCAGUUAAUAGAAGAACCAACCAGGGUUGCGAGAACAUCUGCUACUAUAAUUGACCUUAUUCUGACGAAUGUUCCUGAAAAAAUUUCUCAUGCUGGCGUCUUUCACGUUGGUAUAUCAGAUCAUAGCCUAAUAUAUGCAGUUCACAAAUUCAAACCACUUAAACGAAGGCCGACUAUUAAAAAAGUUCGUAAUUUUAAACACUUUUUUUCUGAAACAGAAUUUAUAUCAGACCUAACCAAUAUUCCUUGGCAAACAACAAGUGAUCCAAACUUGAGUUGGAAUAAGUGGAAGGAACUACUUAUCGGAACACUAGAUAAACAUGCUCCUGUUAGACAUAUAAGAUCAGGGAAACACACCACUCCGUGGAUGACAGCGGAAAUAAGGUCAGCUAUGAGAAGAAGAGACUACCAUAAGAAAAAGGCCAUAAAAUUGAAAUCUGAUUCACAUUGGCAUAAUUAUAAGAGUUUGCGUAAUAAAGUUAAUAAACUAAUACGUGAGACAAAAUCUACUUUCUAUAUCAACAAAAUAUCUGAAUGUGCAGAAACUAAGGAUUUAAAAAAAUGCUGGUCUACAAUAAAUUCCCUGCUAGGGAAACAAAAUAAAUCCAAUUAUAUUAGCGAGCUCAAAGUUGGUGAAAAUGUCAUCACAGACCCUAAUCUCAUUGCGGAGCAUUUUAAUACACACUUCAUCAACAUUGGAGUGUACCCUGAUGAAAAUGAUACGCCAAACGAUUGUGGAGAAAAUCUUGAUUUCUCUGACACAAACAUCCAUUCCCAAACUAAUAAUAAAUUUAAUUUUUCUCUCAUUACGGUUGAUAGUGGCCUCUGUAAUUUGAAACACCUUAAAGCAAAUAAAUCCUCUGGCCUAGAU
Molecule: messenger RNA, 876 nt
Organism: Paramuricea clavata
Lineage: Eukaryota; Metazoa; Cnidaria; Anthozoa; Malacalcyonacea; Plexauridae
Source: the annotation of a GenBank genome assembly